CAUUAAAUCGCGUUCUAAUCCUGUACAUAAUUUCUUUUCUUCUUCUACGCAGCUAUAGAUUCAACGAAAAUGUCACGAACACACAAGUCUAGUACCGCUCUAGCCGAGAAGAAUUCUAUAGAAGACUAUGAUUCAAUUCUACUUCCUAUUUACACUUAUUUUGCAGAAUACGAAGAUCAUCGGAAGCGACUUCGCAUGAGACAGAUUUAUUGGAUUCCAACCGGUCAUGAUGAAUUGCAAGGCAAUGGAGUAGUUUUUCUAAGCGAAACGUACAAAAUAUUGGCGGAUGGAAAGACGUUUUCCAAACCAAAGGAAGGGUUAAGGUCAAUGUUUCAUAUCAAACCAAGAAACCGAGAUGGGCUUUUCGAAUUAAUAGAUAUGUUGUAUAAGGGCAGAUCUAUCUUGAACAAAAUGAGCGGAGGCCAUCAGGUCAGAAAAAAUCAUUUAGCCUUUCUUGACCUCUUGAAGAAAGACAAAGUCAUCGAGGAUAGUUAUGAAACCUCAAAAGCAUACUUUCAGAAAGAUUUUGAAAAGGAAUGUGAAAAGAUGCGCGAGAAAACGAACAAGAAUAAGACCGCACAGCCAAAAGAUCUCAGUCCGAAUCAAAAUGAAGCGAAGAAAACAAAUCCUAUACCUCAUGGUAAACUUUAGCAGAGAUGUUAUCGCGAGUGAGGAAACUAAUAUCUCUUUUAGGAGGACAUCGUUUGAUAAGAUGAGCUGGGUAGGAAACGAAGUGCUGAAACACGAGGUUUCUAUUGCAGACCGUCCAAUUAGUUCCUUAUGAAAUACAGGAGCGAAGGAGAAAAAAAUGGUAUCCGUCCGAUCCAUUUGGAACCCUUUUGCUUUGGGGAUUGACUGUUUAAGAUAAGUGGCGUCUGAAAGAUUUAAUUAUAUUGAGAUCCGAAGUCAUGUAUUUUGGAAUGCUCUCUUUGGCGUUUAUACUAAAGGUUAUUUUGAUAAAAAGCAAAGACUUAUUAGGGAGCAUCGGGAAAAUAGGAUCAGAGAGAGAUAUCCGAA
Botrytis sinoallii is the source of this 1017-nucleotide messenger RNA. RefSeq lists its product as uncharacterized. The transcript has 2 exons. NCBI's taxonomy places the organism in Eukaryota, Fungi, Ascomycota, Leotiomycetes, Helotiales, Sclerotiniaceae. The record is from RefSeq and is a predicted model, not a curated record. The coding region runs from base 70 to 651 and encodes 193 amino acids.